AUGACUGUCCCCGACAAGUACAAGUCACCGCCCCAGGCGCCCCCCGUCUUUACCGGCACCAAGGAGUCCAUCGUCGGCGACUCCAAGAAGAUUUGCGACCAGACUCGCGCCCUUCUCGACAAGCUCGUUGCCGACUACCCCGCCGACAAGGCCACCUUUGAGAAUGUUAUGAAGCCCAUCGCCAAAGACGAGAACGAGAGCGGACUGUCGACUCGUAUCCUUGGCUUCUAUCAAUAUGUCUCGAGCGACGCCGCCCUGCGCGAGGCUUCGACCCAGGCCGACACCAUUAUGGACGAGUUCUCGAUCGAGGUGAACAUGAGGGAGGAUGUCUACAAGCUCAUUGAGGCUCUCCACCAGCGCAAAGACUCGGAGGGCCUGGACCCCGAGAGCUUGAGGUUGCUGGAGAAGGACUACAAGAACUACAUCAAGAUGGGUCUGGGUAUCCCCGCUGGGCCCCAGCGUGACCGCUUCAAGGAGAUCAAGAAGCGUCUCAGUCAAAUCCAGAUUGAGUUCACAAAGAACCUCAACGAGGAGAACGGCGGCAUCUGGUUCACAAAGGAGGAGCUCGAUGGUGUUUCAGAUGACGUUCUUGAUGGUCUCGAGAAGGGCACCGGCGAGAACGAGGGCAAGCUCAAGCUCUCCUUCAAGUACCCCGACCUCUUCCCGACUCUCAAGUUCGCCAAGAACCCCGAGACGAGACGCAAGGUCUUCAUCCAGAACGAGAAUAAGUGCAACCAAAACGUUCCUCUCUUCCAGGAGGCCAUCAUUCUCCGUGAUGAGGCUGCCCGCAUGCUUGGCUACCCCAACCACGCCGCCCUGCGCAUCGAGGACAAGAUGGCCAAGACAACCAAGACUGUCAACGACUUCUUGGGCGACCUUCGCUCUCGUCUGACUGCCGGUGGCGCCAAGGAAGUCGAACACCUCCAGGAGCUCAAGAAGGCCGACACUGACGCCCGCGGCGUUGAGAACGACGGCAACUACUACCUGUGGGAUCACAAGUUCUACGACCGAUUGAUGAUUGAAAAGGAGUACAGCAUUGACGAGAACAAGAUUGCCGAGUACUUCCCCAUCACCUCGACAAUUGCUGGCAUGCUCAAGAUCUUCGAGGAGCUCCUGGGCUUCGUCUUUGUUGAGCUGAAGCCUGAGGACCGCAAGGCCUUGAGCCCCACUGGCAAGGGUGAGGAUAUCGCAUGGCACGAGGAUGUCAUCAUUUUCAGUGUCUGGGAUGAUGCUUCUGAGGGAGAAGGAUUCGUUGGCUACCUGUACCUUGACCUGCACCCUCGCCAGGGCAAGUACGGUCACGCCGCCAACUUCAACUUGCAACCCGGCUACCUGCAAGCCAACGGCUCACGCAGAUACCCCGCCACUGCUCUGGUCUGCAACUUCAGCAAGCCCACGCCCAAGAAGCCCUCACUUCUCAAACACGACGAGGUCGUCACCCUCUUCCACGAGCUUGGACAUGGUAUCCACGACCUUGCUGGCCGCUGCACAUACAGCCGUUUCCACGGUACCAGCACCGUCAGAGACUUCGUUGAGGCGCCAUCACAGAUGUUGGAGAACUGGUGCUGGACCCCUAGUGUUAUCAAGGCGCUGUCUCAACACUACGAGACUGGCGAGAAGAUUCCCGAUGACCUUAUUGAGAAGCAGAUCUCCACCAAGCACGUCAACGCUGCCCUGUUCAACCUCCGCCAGCUUCACUUCGGUACCUUUGACAUGACUGUCCAUACCCCCGAGAGCCACGAGGCCAUCAAGAAGUUGGACUUGUCAGCAACCUACAACGAGCUUCGCGGCCAGAUCGCUGGUAUCAAGGGCCCAGAAGCUCAGGGAGAGAAGAGCACCUGGGGUAACGGACAAGCCUGCUUCGGUCACUUGAUUGGCGGCUACGAUGCCGGCUACUACGGCUACCUCUCAUCCGAGGUCUACUCGACCGACAUGUUCUACUCCGUCUUCAAGGCCGACCCAAUGAACGGCAAGGAGGGGCGCCGCUACAGACACACUGUCUUGGAGAAGGGCGGAAGCCAGGAGGAGAUGUUGACCCUGGAGCAGUUCCUUGGACGCAAGCCUAGCACCGAAGCCUUCUACAAGGAGUUGGGCAUCCCUCAGUAA
Messenger RNA from Colletotrichum costaricense, 2106 nucleotides. Its product is annotated as peptidase family M3. Gene Ontology annotation, molecular function: metalloendopeptidase activity. The transcript is spliced from 2 exons. Gene Ontology annotation, cellular component: mitochondrial intermembrane space. The record is from RefSeq and is a predicted model, not a curated record. Gene Ontology annotation, biological process: peptide metabolic process; proteolysis. Bases 1 to 2106 code for a protein of 701 amino acids. Lineage: Eukaryota; Fungi; Ascomycota; Sordariomycetes; Glomerellales; Glomerellaceae.